AUGCCACAAAUAUAUUUAACAGACUUUGAAAAAGAUGAUUCUAACGAAGAUUUAUUCAUUUUUGAUCGAAUAUUAAAACAACCCAUUUGUUUUACUUUAUCCAAAAUCGAAACAGCUAUAGAAAAAAGUUUAAAUAGUAAUGAACUUGAACGAUUUGCUAGUUCUCGUUUCUUUCAUAUCGAAUAUGAUUUGAGCAAAUCAUUAAGCGAUUUACAACGAUCGAAUUUACUCAAUGGAGAUAAAUUAACUAUCGAAAGUUUAAUCAGUCGAGAAUUAUCUUCUAAAGAAACAGGACCUCAUAUUAUUGAUAUAACAAAUAUUGAACGAAUUCUCAAGCGAUCAUUAACAUUAGAUGAAUUAACUAAUUUAGUAGGUGAUCGUUUUGAUGAAAUUCGUAUAAUACUUCAACGAUCAUUUAAACACGAAGAAUUAAUUAAUUUAUUAAAUGGAAAUUUUACGAAAAUUAUCAAACUAAUUGAUGAACAAUUAAAUAAACAAAAAAGAAGAUGA
Messenger RNA from Rotaria sordida, 510 nucleotides. The record is from the annotation of a GenBank genome assembly. Lineage: Eukaryota; Metazoa; Rotifera; Eurotatoria; Philodinida; Philodinidae.